This is a messenger RNA of Tetrapisispora phaffii CBS 4417, 2529 nucleotides long. RefSeq names its product 27S pre-rRNA (guanosine2922-2'-O)-methyltransferase (gene SPB1). Gene Ontology annotation, molecular function: rRNA (guanine) methyltransferase activity; rRNA (uridine-2'-O-ribose)-methyltransferase activity. Gene Ontology annotation, cellular component: nucleus; preribosome, large subunit precursor; nucleolus. NCBI's taxonomy places the organism in Eukaryota, Fungi, Ascomycota, Saccharomycetes, Saccharomycetales, Saccharomycetaceae. Bases 1 to 2529 code for a protein of 842 amino acids. The record is from RefSeq and is a predicted model, not a curated record. Gene Ontology annotation, biological process: maturation of LSU-rRNA from tricistronic rRNA transcript (SSU-rRNA, 5.8S rRNA, LSU-rRNA); rRNA methylation; maturation of 5.8S rRNA from tricistronic rRNA transcript (SSU-rRNA, 5.8S rRNA, LSU-rRNA). The transcript has a single exon.
AUGGGUAAGACUCAAAAGAAAAAUAGUAAAGGUCGUUUAGAUAGAUACUAUUAUCUUGCCAAAGAGAAGGGUUAUCGUGCUCGUUCUUCUUUCAAGAUUAUUCAGAUCAAUGAAAAGUAUGGUCAUUUUUUGGAAAAAUCUAAAGUGGUUAUCGAUUUAUGUGCUGCUCCGGGUUCAUGGUGUCAAGUUGCCUCUAAAUUAUGCCCCGUCAAUUCUUUAAUUAUUGGUGUUGAUAUCGUUCCAAUGAAGUCAAUGCCAAACGUUAUUACCUUCCAAAGUGAUAUUACUACCGAAGAUUGUAGAUCGAAGUUGAGAGGGCAUAUGAAAACGUGGAAAGCUGAUACUGUUUUACAUGAUGGUGCUCCAAAUGUUGGUUUGGGUUGGGUUCAAGAUGCGUUCACUCAAUCUCAUUUAACUUUACAAGCUUUGAAACUAGCUGUUGAAAAUUUGGUUGUUGGUGGUACUUUUGUUACUAAGAUUUUCAGAUCCAAGGAUUAUAACAAAUUGAUUUGGGUGUUCCAACAACUAUUCGAUAAAGUCGAAGCUACCAAACCUCCUGCUUCAAGAAAUGUCUCUGCUGAAAUUUUCGUGGUCUGUAAGAACUUCAAAGCACCAAAAAAGUUAGAUCCCAGAAUAUUGGAUCCUAGAGAAGUUUUUGAAGAAUUACCUGAUGGUCCAGCAAACAUGGAAUCCAAAAUUUAUAACCCAGAAAAGAAAGUCAGAAAGAGACAAGGUUACGAAGAAGGUGACUAUUUACUAUAUCAUGAAUUGCCAAUUAUGGAUUUUGUGAAUACAGAGGAUCCUAUAACAUUAUUAGGAGAAAACAAUAAAUUUACAUAUGACAAAGAAGAUCACCAAUGGAAGAUUCUAAAGAAAAUGAAACAAACAAGUACGGAAUUUUUAGCUUGUAUCGAAGAUUUAAAAGUUUUAGGUAAGAAAGAUUUCAAGAUGAUCUUGAAAUGGAGAAAAGCCGCUAGAGAUUUAUUAGGUAUCGAUAAAGAAGAAGAAGUCGAAGUCGAAGUCAAUCCAUUAACUGAAGAAGAGCAAAUUGAUAAGGAAUUAAGUGCUAUGCAAGAAAGACAAAGAUUGAACCUAAGAAGGGAAAAGAGAAAGAAGAAUGAGUCCAAACAGAAAGAAUUAAUCAGAAUGCAAAUGAAUAUGUUAACUCCUGCUGACAUUGGUAUUGAAGCUGCCAGUAUUGGUAGAGAAUCUUUAUUCAACCUUAAAUCUGCCGAAAAGACAGGUAUUCUAGAUAAAUUAGCUAGAGGUAAGAAAAGAAUGGUUUUCACUGAAGAAGAAUUAGCACAUGAUAAUGAUAUUCAUAUCGAUGAAAGUAUUGUGCUAAAGGAUAAAGAUGCUGCAGGUGAAGCUGAUGAUUUGGAAUCUCAAUUAAACUCGAUGUAUGCCGACUUCAAACAGAGAAAGUCAGAAAGAGAUGCUAGAUUUAAGGCAAAACAAGCUCGUGGUGGUGACAAUGAAGAUGAAUGGACUGGAUUCACCGAUUCAAAGAAUGGUGAGGAUGAAGAAGAUGCUAAGGAAGAAAAAGAUUAUAUCGAAGAAGAAGACGACGACAUUUUAUCAGACUCUGACGACGAUGAGGGUAUCAACAAUUUGAUUUCCAAAAUAAAGAGCGAAUCUGAUGGUUCUAAGCUAAGUAGUCAAGCAAAGAUGUUAUUUAGCGAUCCUAUCUUCAAAAAUGUCACUCCAGAUUUACCAUCUAAACCAUCAACUGAUAUCAGUUCAGAAUCAGUUGGUGACUUUACUAAACUUUCCAAGAAGAGAAAACAUGAUCAAGUAGAAAAGGAAGAAAAAGAAGAAAAGGAAGUUGACAGUAGUGAUGAUGACAGCAGCGAUGAUUCCGAUUUUGAAGUUGUUUCAAACACAUACAACCAUGAAGAUGAAAUUGAUUCUGACUAUGAUUCUGAUGAGGAAAAAAAGCAAACUGAAAAGGAAAAACAUUCUAAAGAUAUCGAUAUUGCUACUGUUGAAGCUAUGACAUUAGCACAUCAACUAGCUCUAGGUCAAAAAACCAAACAUGAUUUGGUAAAUGAAGGUUUCAAUAGAUAUGCAUUCAGAGACGUUGAUAACCUACCUGAUUGGUUCCUUGAAGAUGAAAAGGAGCAUUCCAAGAUUAACAGACCAAUUACUAAGGAAGCUGCUAUGGCCAUAAAAGAAAAGAUUAAAGCAUUGAAUGCUCGUCCUAUCAAGAAGGUUCUUGAAGCUAAAGCUAGAAAGAAGAUGCGUUCUGUUGCUCGUUUGGAAAGAAUAAAGAAGAAGGCUGGUUUAAUCAAUGAUAAUACUGAUAAAUCUGAAAAGGAUAAAGCUGAUGAAAUUACUAAAUUGAUGCGUAAAGUUUCAAAGAAACCAGUUAGGAAGCCUAAGGUUACUUUAGUCGUUGCCAGUGGUAAGAAUAGAGGGUUAGCCGGUAGACCAAAGGGUGUUAAGGGUAAGUAUAAGAUGGUGGAUGGUGUCUUAAAGAACGAACAUAGGGCAUUAAAACGUAUUGCCAAGAAGCAUCACAAAAAAUAA